Cucumis sativus (cucumber) is the source of this 2408-nucleotide messenger RNA. Its product is annotated as phosphoenolpyruvate carboxykinase [ATP]. NCBI's taxonomy places the organism in Eukaryota, Viridiplantae, Streptophyta, Magnoliopsida, Cucurbitales, Cucurbitaceae. Gene Ontology annotation, cellular component: cytosol. The record is from RefSeq and is marked provisional. Gene Ontology annotation, molecular function: ATP binding; phosphoenolpyruvate carboxykinase (ATP) activity. Gene Ontology annotation, biological process: gluconeogenesis.
CUCUUAUCCAUCACAAAUCUCCGAGGAUACAAAAAAUGGAGAAUGAGGGGAAAGAUAACGGCGAAUUUAGCUUUGUGAGUGAUGGAGGAGCGGAGACAGGACGGAGAGGACUGCCGAAGAUUCACACGGAGAAAAACGCGCCGACGACGGAGAGAGAUAUAUGUCAUGAUGAUAGUACGACACCGAUGAGAGCUCGGACGUUGGAGCAUCUUCAUUCACUGCAGAAAAAGCGAUCGACGCCGACCACUCCAUUGACGGACAGUCAGGGAGUUUUUUCCCCUGUUUCUGAAGCCGAACGUCAAAAGCAGCAGCUUAUCUCAAUCAGUGCUUCAUUGGCGUCGCUGACAAGAGAAACUGGGCCGAAGUUAGUGAAAGGCGAUCCAGAGAAAAAGAAGGAGGCCCACAAAGCAUCAGUAUUGGACCAUCUUCAUUUUGGAGAGCCCAUAUUGAACUUGAGUGACAGCGCCCUCAAGUCCACCCACAUCCUCUACAAUCUCUCUCCCGCCGAGCUUUACGAGCAAGCGAUCAAGUACGAGAAAGGGUCAUUCAUAACGUCGACAGGGGCUUUGGCCACUCUUUCAGGAGCCAAAACGGGAAGAUCGCCUAGAGACAAAAGAGUUGUUAAAGAUGACACCACUGAAAAGGAGCUUUGGUGGGGCAAGGGAUCACCUAAUAUUGAGAUGGAUGAACAUACUUUCUUAAUCAAUAGAGAGAGAGCUGUCGAUUACCUGAACUCCCUUGAUAAGGUAUUUGUGAAUGAUCAGUUCUUGAACUGGGAUCCCGAAAACCGAAUCAAAGUCCGAAUCGUUUCAGCCCGAGCCUAUCAUUCCUUGUUCAUGCACAACAUGUGCAUUCGACCAACUGCUGGAGAGCUGGAGGACUUUGGGACUCCGGAUUUCACAAUAUACAAUGCUGGGCAGUUUCCUUGUAAUCGUUACACUCACUAUAUGACUUCUUCCACCAGUAUAGAUAUGAAUCUUGAUAGGAAGGAAAUGGUCAUUCUUGGUACUCAAUAUGCUGGCGAAAUGAAGAAAGGCCUCUUUAGUUUAAUGCAUUAUCUCAUGCCGAUGCGCCAGAUUUUGUCUCUUCAUUCUGGUUGCAACAUGGGCAAAAAUGGAGACGUCGCCCUUUUCUUUGGAUUAUCAGGUACUGGGAAGACCACGUUGUCUACAGAUCAUAAUAGGUACUUAAUAGGGGAUGAUGAACACUGCUGGAGCGAUAAUGGUGUAUCGAACAUUGAAGGCGGUUGCUAUGCCAAAUGCAUCGACUUGUCGAGGGAAAAGGAGCCUGACAUUUGGAAUGCUAUCAAGUUCGGGACUGUUCUUGAGAAUGUGGUGUUUGAUGAGCACACUAGAGAAGUUGAUUACUCUGAAAAAUCCGUUACAGAGAACACUCGAGCGGCGUAUCCCAUUGAAUACAUUCCUAAUGCUAAAAUCCCCUGCGUUGGCCCUCAUCCAAAGAAUGUAAUUCUUCUUGCUUGUGAUGCAUUUGGAGUUCUCCCACCAGUGAGCAAGCUGAGCUUGCCUCAGACUAUGUACCAUUUUAUCAGUGGCUACACUGCUUUGGUGGCUGGAACUGAGGAGGGUGUGAAAGAGCCACAGGCAACAUUCUCUGCUUGUUUUGGAGCAGCAUUCAUAAUGUUGCAUCCAUCCAGAUAUGCAGCAAUGCUAGCUGAGAAGAUGAAAAAACACGGUGCCACGGGAUGGCUCGUAAACACCGGUUGGUCAGGAGGAAGCUAUGGAAGUGGUAACAGGAUCAAGUUAGCCUACACAAGGAAGAUUAUCGAUGCAAUCCACUCAGGAGCGCUUUUGGAAGCAAACUACAGCAAGACUCGGGUGUUUGGCCUUGAGAUUCCUGAUGCUAUUGAGGGAGUUCCUUCACAUAUCUUGGAUCCAAUAAACACGUGGUCAGACAAAGAUGGCUAUCAUGAGACAUUGCUGAAGUUGGGUGGUCUGUUUAAGAAGAACUAUGAAGGAAUUCAUACUUACCAAGUGGAGAGGGACAGUGAAUUGGCUGAGGAGAUUCUUGCAGCUGGGCCUACCUUGUAAUAAAAUGGUUAAUGGAGGAGCAUUUCAUGAAUUUGGAUGAAGAAUGAUAUCAUGAAAUGGCUGGCGUUGGUUAUAUUUUACAGAUGAAUGUGUGAAAGCUUCGAAGUUGAGAGUUUUUGCGGAUAAACAAGAUAUUGCAUAGUCCAUAGUUUUUUUCUCCUGUGAUUUAUGUUGUAAAAUCAUAACGUUUAUAUUUGUGAUUUGGGCUUUCAAGGCCUGAACAAAGUAUGGUCUUUUAAAUUGUAAUUUUAUAGCAGAAUCUGCUAUUCACAAUCUAUACAUGAAUAAUAUGUCAAGUUGACCUUUAAGAGCAUUAUGUUUCUUCCAAUCAAUCAAAUAUUACUUCUUAUUUUAGAUUCU